This is a messenger RNA of Aphanomyces astaci, 327 nucleotides long. RefSeq lists its product as hypothetical. The coding region runs from base 1 to 327 and encodes 108 amino acids. The record is from RefSeq and is a predicted model, not a curated record. NCBI's taxonomy places the organism in Eukaryota, Oomycota, Saprolegniomycetes, Saprolegniales, Verrucalvaceae. The transcript has a single exon.
AUGAUGUGGGUCAUCGCCGCCUUGCUUGCAUCCUUCGUGGGGGUAUCUAAUGGAGCCUUGCCAGUGUUCGGCUUCAUCUGGAAAGCAGGUCUGAGCGAACGGACGACGUGCGAGAACAUCCCCCUCGAGUGCCCCGGCGGCGCAAACGUGUACCAGUUAGAAAAGCUGGACUGUGCGUACCCCGUGUGUCCACCGACGAUUCCGCCCAAACCGACCCCCAAGCCCCUCAUGACAUCUGCACCUAUCCGCCUUGUUCCUGCUUACGCCUACACUGCCGAACCGCAGGCCCCCCGUCGUCCCUCCAAGAAGCAACGACAUGCUGUGUAG